GUGGUGCUGCAAGUGACCGGGACGAACCGUCUGUGUCGACUCGGCGACUGGAGCCUUUCCCCGCCGGCCCCGGCUGGGUACACAAGUAUCUGGCUCAGGCCGAGGGGCUCGACAAAUCGUCGGUGGGUACUGCAUCCAAUCGCGGCGUGAUCACUUGCGACCAGAAAAGGGCGGUCGGUAAGCAAGCUAUCUACCGGCAUUUAGGCAAGCAGGUCCGAGCAGGAGCUCGCCACCGCACCUCGAGCGUGAUCAUUCAGCCUCACGAAGUCCCGCCCUCGACCUGCGUCCCUGCCUCGCCCGCGAACAUGCGGUGCUUCGACGUGGACGACGUGUCGUCCCUAGGGAGACGCCAUUCGUGGGCACAAGGACUCGCCUGUCUGCAAUCGGAGGAACGGACGGCCCUGGCGCUGCAACGCAGCCUCACAACGCUCGCGCGCGCCCACAUGCGUGUGGUCCAAUCCGUCCGGGUCCACGAGGCCUUGGCACUGCUAAGCAUCUUCGGCGGCGGACGGCACGGAGCGCUGGCGGAGCUGGUGGCCUCCUUCCUCGUGGAGCCGCUCGCAGUCCCCACUCGCGUGCCGGCCAUCCUGCUGGAGCCGCUUCGCGUGGCCGUGCCGGCACAGCCCCACCUCAUCCCUCCGCUGCCGGCCGCGAACGAGUUACUGCAGCUGUGGUAUGCA
This is a messenger RNA of Symbiodinium sp. CCMP2456, 680 nucleotides long. The record is from the annotation of a GenBank genome assembly. Lineage: Eukaryota; Dinophyceae; Suessiales; Symbiodiniaceae.